Molecule: messenger RNA, 825 nt
Organism: Parnassius mnemosyne (clouded apollo)
Lineage: Eukaryota; Metazoa; Arthropoda; Insecta; Lepidoptera; Papilionidae
Source: the annotation of a GenBank genome assembly
AUGUGGUGUUUGAUAGCUAUUUAUAUUUUAACCUGGGAAAUGUCUAUGUCCUCAAGAAUAAUACUAUCAGAAAAAGUUUCAGUAAUGGACGAAAUUGCUCAAGACAGUGAAACAAAUGAGGAAGCGAAUGGAAGAAUAGUCGGUGGGCGCAACGCUACGUGUGAGGAGUUCCCUCACCAAGUCAGCUUCAUUGUGAACAACUCUUAUUUCUGCGGUGGAAUUAUCCUUAGUGAGGGAUUCGUAAUGACAGCUGCACACUGCGCAGAAAACGUUGAUCCAACCACUGUAGUGCUUAGGUCAGGCAGCACUUUCCGUACAAAUGGUACCAUCAUACCAAUUAUCGAGGUAACUCCUCAUCCGGACUACGACAACCCACCAUAUGAUAAAGACGUGGCCAUCAUGAAGACAGCAAAUCCAAUCAAGUUCAAUUCCUGCACACAACCUAUAAAGUUACCACCUAAAGGACUAACUGCGGAGUACGGAACAGUUAUGACCGUAAGCGGAUGGGGACGCACUCAGCAAGGUGCUUCUACGAUUCCCGAACGACUAAUGGCAGUCAAUCUAACGGUGGUGAAUCAUAUGCUGUGUCAAAUGGCAUAUUUUUCGAUAAACAUCACCGAAAAUAUGCUGUGCGCUGGUAAUUUCUUCUUUGGCGGAAAGAGCACGUGUCAGGGUGAUUCCGGGGGAGUUGGUGCAAUCGACGGUGUAGCCAGAGGAAUUGUGUCCUUCGGACGUGGUUGUGGGCAGCCGUUAUCACCGAGUGUGUUCACCGACAUUUCAGCUCCGGAUAUGAGAGACUUUAUUACUAAGCUCACGGGACUAUAG